CCCUGUAUGAAGUUAGAGCUUGUCUGCUGUCACAUGGAGAUGUUUAUCGGAGAAAACGUUGAACUUUAGGGUAACUUUCUUUCUGUUGCCAUCGCGCCCAUUUUUUAAAGCGAUGUUUAUCACCACACAAAAUGACAAAUCCAAAACAGAAGUAGCAGAGCCCGUAAACUCAGAGUUCAGGAAUGCAGUACAUGAUGCCGUUAUGCUGACUAACAGUAGAGACUCAGCUCGUCUAGUUGGCUACAAGUGCGAUGGCAUUAAUGGUGGCAUUAGCAUGAAAGCCGAAGCUUUGGAACCUGAUCUCUUUGAGCAGAGCGUACAGAUGAAGAGGUGUGUGAGCAGUGGUCCAUGAUGCACAGCUAAUGCUGGCCUGGCUGCCUCUCUGUCUGCAGUAGAUUCAUGGCAGCAUUAGGGAACCCCGAGAUGCUCACAAGGAAGAUCAAACUGUGGGACAUUAACGCCCACAUUACAUGUCGCCUGUGUGAGGGGUACCUGAUCGACGCCACCACCGUCACAGAGUGCUUACACACCUUCUGCAGAAGCUGUUUAGUGAAAUAUCUGGAAGAGAACAACACGUGCCCCACGUGUAGGAUUGUCAUUCACCAGAGCCAUCCACUGCAGUAUAUCGGCCAUGACCGAACAAUGCAAGACAUUGUCUAUAAGCUGGUGCCGGGACUCCAAGAAGCGGAGUUGAAAAAGCAGAGAGAUUUUUAUCAGAAACUGGGCAUGGAGGUACCCGGGGACAUCAAAGGAGAGCUGUGCAACAUGAAGGCCCACCUGGACUCGCAACGUAAUGGCGAAGUAAAAUCUGAGGAUGCAUCUAAGGAGGGAGACGAGAAACCAGAAGAGGAUAAUGAUUAUCAUCGUAGUGACGAGCAGGUGAGCAUCUGUCUGGAGUGUAACAGCAGUAAGCUCCGUGGACUCAAGCGGAAGUGGAUCCGCUGCUCGGCCCAGGCUACUGUUCUUCAUCUUAAAAAAUUCAUUGCCAAGAAGCUCAACCUGACAUCUUUCAAUGAGCUGGACAUUUUAUGCAAUGAGGAAAUCCUCGGCAAGGACCAUACACUCAAAUUUGUGGUGGUGACAAGAUGGAGAUUCAAGAAAUCACCCCUCCUCCUGCAUUACAGACCCAAGAUGGAUUUGCUGUAGUUGGACAGGAGAGUUGUUUUGGCCCAGGACUGCGCAGCGCACUAUUUAUGCAGAGACUAUCAACGCCACCCAUACCAAACACACACCAGUCCCACCAGUCAGUCCCGACACGAGCCAGCAAACAACCAGUAUCAACUCACUUAAUGCUACACACUUAACAGCCAAGCCAAACAGCUGCAGGUGUUCCUUCUACUCAUAAUCCUCUAUGUCCUCGAUAUGUGAAAAAAACAAAAGAGAAAGCAUAUAUUUAUACUUUUGUACAGAUGAGAGACAUGGACCCAAGACGCUACCGGUGCUCUGUUUACACACCAACAACAAACAAAGGGGUGAAGUUUUUAUAUCGUGACCAGGGCGCUCACCUCAGAGCGGUGAAGAGCCGCUGCUGCACAGUGUGUACACUCCUGCGUGGGGUCCCAUCACACUGCUCACUGGGGAGAAACGUCUUCACUGCCCACUCACAUGUUCAGGUCUCAACAGUCUCGGGAGCACACAAAAUACUACGAUAUGACGAAAGACAUCGUUCCUAAUACGUUUGAGUUGUGAAUCGUCUCAGAGCAUUUGGGUUUUUUUUCCCCUCCUUUAUUGCGUCACCGAACGUGGAAUUGUGAAUAGACAAAUUUUGUGUAGUAAUUUAUGUUCAAUUUACAAGUAUUGUAUAUAGAAAUUGUUACAAUGCAAGAGAGAUAAAAAGCUGAUAGAUGAAAAUGUAAGAAUGAGUGAGUGUGUGAGUGCAAGACAGAGAUUGACUGACAGACUGUUCUGAAACAUGGAUUUUAAAGGAAUGAUUCAAGGAAACCAAAUUUACACCAGUUUUCCACCUAAACACAGAUGAGAUCCAGUGCUUUGCAUAAGUAUUCACCCCCCACCUGAAUGUUUCCACGUUUGUAGUGUAAUGAAAUGGAGUUAAUUAGGAUGAUAUCUCUUUAAUCUGCCCCAAAUAACCCAUAAUAAUUGACGUGAGAGAAAAAAAUGUAUAUAGUUUAAAAAAUUAUUUACAAAUAAAGAACAUAAAAGUUGUGAUUAUGUAAGUAUUCACCCCCGUUUCUGUGAUUAGUUCUGGUGCCAUCACGUCACAAUCAUUAGUUCUGUGCAAUCUGAAUAUAAAUACAAAUGUUUCUGGAAGGCCCCAGAGAAUGCUAAAGAACAUAUCUAAACACUGAGCAUCUUGAACUCCAAGGAGCUCUCAAAACAAUGCUCUGGAAAAGUAUCAAUCAGGGUUUGGUGAUGAAAAAAAUCCCAAACUUCGAAUCUCCCAUAGUCGGACCAUUUAUUGUAAAUUUGUAAAUAUUUUUGCAAACUAUACUGCUUUUUUCUCUUAUGGCCAAUAUUAUGGACUAUUUUGUAGAUUCAUGACAUGUAAUACUGCUGAAGUCCAUUUCAGUUCCAGGUUGUAAUACUAUAACCCCGAUUCCAAAAAAGUUGGGUCACUGUGCAAAACAUAAAUAAAAACAGAAUGUGAAGAUUUGCAAAU
Messenger RNA from Neoarius graeffei (lesser salmon catfish), 2617 nucleotides. RefSeq names its product polycomb group RING finger protein 3. Gene Ontology annotation, cellular component: PRC1 complex. Lineage: Eukaryota; Metazoa; Chordata; Actinopteri; Siluriformes; Ariidae. The transcript is spliced from 10 exons. Gene Ontology annotation, biological process: regulation of transcription by RNA polymerase II. The coding region runs from base 400 to 1146 and encodes 248 amino acids. The record is from RefSeq and is a predicted model, not a curated record.